AUGACUCGACCUUUACUCGCGGUAGUUUCGAAGAAUUCUUUCUGGACCCUGAGUGUGGCCCAUGGAUCUAAGAAAUCACUUCAUCGACAAAAAAGCAGAGACUCUGUAGUUUAUGAUAUCCAUUCAAGGGAAUCCUUGAAGUCAAAGCAAGUUUACGUUUUUGGUUUCUCAGCAACUGGAGCUCUCGGUAAUGAGAAAUAUCUUGGUCUUCAUGGUAAACCUGGUGUUGGAGGUGUAUCACGGCCUACGCCUUUGGAAUGUUCGUCGUCAUUAGGUGUUCCGUUAAAAGCUGCUUGUGGAUAUGGCUUCACAACAUAUAUAUGUAGAGGCAGUCAUGGGGAUUUUGGCGUCUACGGCUGUGGGAUCAACAGUGAUGGCCAAUUAGGAUCACAGUCGGUUGGAUUAAAAACCAAACUUCCUACAGGCAACUCAGUAAAUGUUGUUCCUGAACUUGUGAGAAUUGCUAUCUGUCUUGAUAAUACGCAAAAACAAAUAUAUCGUCCUUCUCAUGUGGCAUGUGGUCGAGCACAUACUAUUAUAUCCUAUGAAAAUUUGAAAGAGUCGAAUAGUGAUACACCUCCUCUUGUAUUCAGCCUGGGUAACAAUGUUUUUGGGCAGUGUGGAAGAGAAAUAAUUCCUGGCGAAAAGUACGAUCGUGAUGUGGAAGUUAUAACAAAAAUAGUCUUGCCACCAGAAAUAAAAUCUAUCAAACAAUUAGUUUGCGGUCAAGACCAUACCUUGUUACUCAGCUCAGACGGUGUUGUUUAUUCCUGUGGACUUGGAUCAGAUGGUCAGACUGGUUUAGGUCAUUAUAAUGUGGUUGAUCGAUUUACUGCUGUAAAAGGUUCAUUGGUAAAUGAACGUGUUUGUUUGCUAUCGUCUCGCGGUGAUACUGUUCUUGCUCUUACUGAAUCAAAUAAAUUAUUUGCUUGGGGUAAUAAUGAAUACGGUCAAAUAUGGCCAUUAGAUCAAGAUGUACAAGUUUCAGAACCUGUUCACUUAAAUUUAGAUCAUUGUAUUGUACCAGUAGAAUCUAAUUUAUCUUCGGAUAAUGUUCAUGUAGGUGAAAUACAAUCAAUUGCUUGUGCCGGUUCUAUGUGUUGUAUUGUUAAUAAAAUUGGACAGGUAUUCGUUUGGGGCUUUGGAUGUAUUGGAUUAGGUCCAAAGGUUACUUGUUCACCUCGUCCAACAUUGAUUCCACCAGGUUUAUUUAUACCAGCUAUCGUAAAUAGUGAAUCUUGUAUUAAUUAUGUUGCUGCUGGUCUACAUCAUUUUAUUGCCCAAAGUAAUGAUGGUUUAUUAUGGGCCUGGGGUGCUCCACGUGGUGGUUUAUAUUGUCUAGGCUUAGGUAAACAAAUUACAAGUAAUUCUGUUAAUCAAACCUACCCAGUUCCAUUACUUCUUCCAAUUAAAUCUAAAGAUGUAGUAUGUGGUGUUGAUCAUACUGUUGUGAUUGGCAAAUCAUUUGGUGUAAAACAAUCUGCAACUUUUAGCGAAAUUAAAUCUGCUUAUUAUGAUUUGUCGAAAUGCUUACAUCCAGACCGAUUACUUCAUACUAAUCCGGAGAAAUUGAGGAUGGAAGAAUUUCAAUUAGUCACGGCUGCCUAUGAAUUACUUCGUGAUCAGGAAACUCGAUCACAGUAUGAUCGAUAUUUAGCAAGUAAUUGCUUGGUCCAAACAGAUAAAAUCGAUAAAUCGGCAAACUUUGAUGCUAAAUUUCAACAUGCACGUAAUUUAUAUAUGCGACACCGGAAAUCCAGAACAUAUAAAUCAUAUCGACGUGGACCGGAUGAAGUUGUGGAAGAAUUUAGGAGCAAAAUUAAAACAAACGUCUACCCUAAAAAUAUAUCAGAUUAUUAUACAUGUGAACCUCAACCACGUAUAUGCACUCCAUUUUUGUUAACUAUUACGCUAAGAUUGCAUUUUAUAAAUACACCACCGUAUACUACUACUAACCGUGCAUCCUUGAAUUGA
Messenger RNA from Schistosoma intercalatum, 1974 nucleotides. The record is from the annotation of a GenBank genome assembly. Lineage: Eukaryota; Metazoa; Platyhelminthes; Trematoda; Strigeidida; Schistosomatidae.